AUGGCAAACAAUCUAGAGCAUCCCCAAACCCCCUUUAUCCAUAGCGCUGGCAAGCCCUCAGAGUGGAAGAAGAAGGAGCAAGUGCGUCGCCAACAUCAACAUGCUGCUAGUGUGGCACAUCAACGUGGACAGAGGAAAAGAUUGCCACGGUCGCAAACUCGCCUCGUCCCCACGGACCACUCUCCCCUCUCGACGACUCCAGUGCCUCGAGCAGAUCUCAGUGGGAGCCGGUUCGAUCCCUUCGAUGUCUUUUUUGUGAACAAUCUAUCUACGUAUGCGCAGGAGAUGUUUCAAUCCGCCAUUAUCGAUCAAUGGCCGUGCUUUGCGUUGUCAAGCAGAAAACAAGACAUCGACAGAUGGCGGUCCGUCACGGUAAAAUAUGCGCUUGAAUCCCCCUACCUGGUGCCGGCAAUCACCUACGCGGGGUCUUCCUAUCGCUAUUUCUUCGGCACUCAAGACUCAGUUGCAAAAUUCCAUCGCAUCAAUUUCUACCAUGAAACUUUGAGACAACUUCGAGAGGCAAUGCUCCAGCCAAACGCGCAACAUGGGGAUGCCAUGCUCCUCGCAAUUGCCAUACUAACCAUUCACGGCCCUCCUAACGACCUGCAAGGUCGCACUCUGGUAGGCUCACAGCAGUUGAGAGACUACGAGUAUUAUGGCAGCAAAGUCUGGGAACCGACUCAUUUCCAAGCACUAUUCUCCCUGGUGAAACAAAGAGGUGGAUUGCACAAACUCGGCAUUGACUCCUUAGCCGGCAUCAUCAUGACGAUUGACAUUGUUGAUUCGCUCUCGGUCCUCAGAGUACCUGCUUUCCCGCUCUUCUUCCCUCCAAGCCCCGUACUGGAGGCUCUUCGCCAGUGCCGCAAACCAGACAAGAGCAAUUCAUGCCAGGGAUUUCGCUUCUUAAGGGGCAGACACCUUGGCCGACGGCUCCUAACCAUGAUCGAGGACGUUGAUGCCUUACUUGAUGCUUACGACACUUUUCUGAAGGGCUCUGGUCCUAGCAUAGAUUUUGGGCAACUAGUCGCGGCGUGGCGCAUCUUGCAGCACCAGGCACUGUCGUUGCCGAGUGGCGAGGAUCUCCUGUUCAAUCUCUGUCGGGUUGCUGUCAUAGUCUUUCUAGUCGAGUGCCUCGAACCCUUGCCCGUUGUUGGCGCCUUCCACCAAAAUGGUUCGCGACGGCUGAUGCUGUUACUUGACGAGUGUGAUAAGCGGGAUUAUUGGCAGACGUCCCCUGACACAAUGCUCUGGGCAACAAUUGUCGGUGGCUUCGUCAGCCGCGAGACAUCGCUUCGCUUGUGGUACAUCGAACAGCUUCGCGGAAGUGCCAUAUCGACUAGUGAAGAGGAUUGGGAGAAGGUUUUACACUUGUCGGAGACCUAUCUUCCAUUCAGACACCGGCAAGCGCAAGGAUGCCAACAAUUCUGGAGGGAAGGGUGCAGUUGGCUGGCUAUUGCUAAUCCCUACAAGAGAAGAAGCUAG
Molecule: messenger RNA, 1482 nt
Organism: Fonsecaea pedrosoi CBS 271.37
Lineage: Eukaryota; Fungi; Ascomycota; Eurotiomycetes; Chaetothyriales; Herpotrichiellaceae
Exons: 3
Coding region: 1-1482 (493 amino acids)
Source: RefSeq, a predicted model, not a curated record